CUGGAUUUCCUUCAGUCCCCCCUCCCGCUCUCAACUGCCGCCUGGCUCCGCCCACUCGCUUGGCUCCGCCCACUCGCCUGGCUCCGCCCACCGUCAAUAAGUUGUCAUAGACCUGUAGUGACGUCACACACCUCGAGGCCGUGACGUCUGGUCGACGCUCCACGUUUAAAGCUCCUGACAAACAACGCUAAGUUCUAGCUCCAGGAUAUCCACUUACUACAACUGCUUCGCCAUGGAGUUCAAGUUCUUCAAACUGCUGCUGCUGCUUCUUGCGGGGUUCCAGCUUUCGGCUGCAAAGCCCGUAAAGUCCAAAAACAGCAUCAGUGCGCCCGAGGGAGUGGAGCCGGCGAUGGGAAUGUCCGGCUGGAUCCAGCGGAUGCGCGGCGCGAAAACGACGACAACUCCCCCUCCGACCAGCACGACUGCCAUCCCUAAAGCACCCGACGUAGCCCGCAAAUCUUCAGUCUACAAGAUUGUGAUGUUGUCCGUCCUGAGUUCCAUUGGGCUGAUCGCCCUGUGUGCUGGUGCAAGGCUUCUAUACUGGCGUUACAUGAGCCUUCCUCCAGCACAGCCUGCAGAUGACGGUGGCGAGGCCAAUGUCAUGAACGGUGACGAAGAAGACGCGCCACCGUCACUCGGUAGCGACAUCUCACGAGCCCUCAGGGCAAUUUACCAAUACGUAAUGCCGCAGCCAAGGGUCGUGGAUGAAGAAGAAGGAGAAGGAGGAGAAGGAGGAGAAGGAGGAGAAGAAGAACACGUUGCACCAGGCGGGUGGUUCAUGGAGACGCUCACUACCUUGAUGCAAAGCCUGAAGCCUGAGCCAGGGUCCAGCGGCGGCACAGAUGGCGGUGGUGAUGACGACAACAAGACGCACCAUAAGGAGAAGAACGUGAAGUCAGGCAAAAAGAAAGAAAAGUUCAAGAAAUUACUGGGAAAUAAGAGAGCGCAAGCAAAGAAACUCCACAGCAAAUUCAAGGCGACUUUCAAGAAGAAAAUGCCAAAAUUUAGAUUUAGAAAGAAGCGUAAAUAGUCGUGGACAGCAUCUCCCUUCCCCGACAACCCCUCCCUGCUCCUCCUCUUCACUCCGAACAUUUAUAAAUCCACGUGAUCACAUCUCUCGUUAUAUCGCAUUCCCUGCUCCCUUCUUCAACCCCUUCACAAAGUUAAUGAUCCCUCGUUUAGCCAAAACAGAUUGUUGGGGCAAGGUUUCAGACGCGAUUCCUUGUUAAGCGUUUCAGUUUGGUGUGCUAACAUCCUAACACCUGUUUUGUUGCCAAGAAAAAAAGGGGAAUACAUAUUCUCAUACCUCAACCCACAUACAGACGCAUAACACAAAGAUCCCCUGUAUAGCUUUAACGGACUGUUCGGGCAAGUGCUGUUAGCGCCGGUCCACGACCACCUCUCCUGCCUGUCCCGCGCCCACUGGGCGUUUCUACUUGGUGGCCCACCGGGCAUCGCUGGCACCGUGCGACUUCCGCGCCAUCCCGCGAAACCGGUGGGCCGCUCCGUUACAAGCGUCUGGUGGCUCCUUUUCCGGGCCACGUGGCUGGACAUCGGGGCUUUGCGCGGUCCCAAGGACGGGAGGUCGAGCUCCUGCCGGGGGAGUCCUCACCAUGUCAGCAUGCCAGACACGGAGGGAAGCUUCGCGUUCGGGGCAAGCGAGCCGGACCGAGGCUGCGGGUUCUUGUCGUGGGCCCGGCCGCUGCACUGCAUGGACAUUGUCGGUGGUGCGGGGGACUCCAUCGCCAUGGCCCCCUCUUCCCACGUGGCUCCAGUCCCUCGCCGCCCCCUUUGUCUUUCCAAUGCAAUGUUGGCUGACUACCUUUGAACCCCCUAGCUUUCUGUCACCACCUAUGAGCAGGCCUAUCCCAACCCCUCUUUAUCAA
This is a messenger RNA of Lethenteron reissneri (Far Eastern brook lamprey), 1886 nucleotides long. RefSeq lists its product as uncharacterized. Lineage: Eukaryota; Metazoa; Chordata; Hyperoartia; Petromyzontiformes; Petromyzontidae. The record is from RefSeq and is a predicted model, not a curated record.